GGAAGAGUGAAGCAGUCGAGUGCGCGCGCAGAGCAAGGCGUUGCUUAUUGGGGGAGGAUUCACCGACGUGCUUGCGAAGACGCGGUGAGGCAGAAAAACUUUGACGAGAGGGCGUCGACAACACGAACGAGCCUCGAUGAGAAAGAGACGCGCGCGACAGCAUCAACGCGGAUGAAGCCAAGUGUAUCUGUAUGCGCGCGACGAUUCCAUGAUUGA
Molecule: messenger RNA, 216 nt
Organism: Colletotrichum abscissum
Lineage: Eukaryota; Fungi; Ascomycota; Sordariomycetes; Glomerellales; Glomerellaceae
Exons: 1
Source: RefSeq, a predicted model, not a curated record